Linepithema humile (Argentine ant) is the source of this 1112-nucleotide messenger RNA. Its product is annotated as polyamine-modulated factor 1-like. Lineage: Eukaryota; Metazoa; Arthropoda; Insecta; Hymenoptera; Formicidae. The record is from RefSeq and is a predicted model, not a curated record. Gene Ontology annotation, cellular component: MIS12/MIND type complex.
AGGACGAAGAAGCCAAUUGUUCGAAUAGCAUGCAGUUAUUCCGGAUGGCCAUCUUCAAUAAUUUAGAGAAGAUAGCCAAGUCUGUGAGAAACCGAUUCAUGGGUUAUUGGUAUGGCGAGGCAGCGGGUCGAAAGGUGGGAGGGAUCGGCAUCGUCGAUGACCUAAACGCACGGCUCGGUGUUACUUGAUGUCAUUGGCCUCCGCGGUUCGUAUGUUAAUUCCCGACCCGUCGUCGCUCACGUGGCCACUACGUCCGCGUUAAUCGCUCGCGAUCACGUCGUCCGCGAGUUUUCGCGAUAAUCUGCCAAAUCGAUGGUCUGUUUCGGCGUCGCCUGGCCUUUCAGGAAAGCCUCCUUCGCGAGGAUCCGCUCCACCAGGCGCACCAGUUGACCUUCGAGGAAUUCCACGAAGCGUUCGAGGAAACAAAGAGAGCCCCCGUCGUGAUCACCAGCGCGGGACCGUCGGUCACUCGUGUAGUGUAACGUCCCGCGUACGUGCGUGCGUGCGUGCGUGCAUGCGUGCGGACGCGUAAUUGUGAUGGCAUGAAAGUUGGCGAAGAUGAGUUUCUCGAAAUAUUUACGUUUCUCAAAGCGGAUCCCAAAGCCACGAAGUUGCACAAGGUCAUGAUAAAAGAUCUGUAUAGCAGUAUGAUGAAUGAUUUCGAAGAAAUAUUCAAUGAAGUUAGUUUGGAGAAUGCUCUAACUAAAAUAAGCAGACUAUCGGAAGAAAGCGCAUUAUUACCUAAAGAAGACGCAUGGCGUCCACCGGGAGAUGUAACUUCCCACAUGAAAUCAUUGGAUGCAGAUACGAUGAAGAAAGCGAUCGAGGAAUUGAAGAAGGAAGUGAACGAAAUGGAAAAAGGAAACGAAGCUCUAAAAAAAAAAGUUAUGGAAGGUAGAGCGAGAAUAUGCACUUUGAAUGAGAACAUAAGGAGACAUUUAAAUAACGCACCCGUCAUAUUAGGACGUUUAAAGAAAACGUAUGAUCAAUUAAUGACUAGUUUUGAAAUAAUUGAAAACGAAUAGUUUAAAGAUAAACCUUUGAUAUUUUUAAAUAUAUAUAUAUAUAGAAAUAAACAAAUAUAAUAACGGAUUUUUAUUUAAAAAAUAGUA